UUUUGUUUGCUGUUCAUGCGUGAUAAAAUUGUAAAUAUUCGUUUUUUAAUUAUAAGACAUGGAUUCCAACGAUGUUUUGGAAGACAAAGACAGUGGGCCGGAGGUGCAGCUAAAUUUGCCAGGCUCAGUAAUCAGCCGGAUCGAAGAAUUAAUGGGUGGAACUGAGCAGUUUGAUAGUGAAGAGUUCGACGCAGUAGCGUACAUAAACCGAGUGUUCCCGACGGAACAGUCACUAUCUGGUGUGGAAUCAGCAGCAGCGCGAUGCGAAUUUCGUUUGGCGAGUGUACAGCACGACAUACGAAGACUAGUGCGCGCUCAGCAUGAUCAACGGGUUGCAGGUCAUCAGGCGUUAUUAGAUGCGCAACAUAGUAUAGCUGAACUAGCAUUGCAGGUAGCAGAUAUAAACAAAAAGGCUGAACGUAGUGAAAGUAUGGUCCGGGAGAUUACAGCGGAGAUCAAACAGCUGGAUUGUGCCAAGUGGAACCUCACAGCUGCCAUCACAGCCCUGAACCACCUGCAUAUGCUAGCGGGUGGUGCAGCUUCGUUGAGGACACUGGCUCAAAAAAGACAGUAUAAGGAAUUAGUAUUGCCAUUGCAGGCUAUAAUGGAGGUUCUGGAGCAGCUGGAAAUGUAUCGUGACAUUAAAGAAUUGAACGCACUGCGCGACGAAGUGCACGCCAUACGUGCCCAACUCGCGCAGCAGAUAUUAGCUGAUUUCAAGGAAGCACUUACAGGUGGUGGCAAAACCACGAUAUCGCCUCGCACGCUGAGCGAGGCGUGUGCGGUGGUGGACGCGCUGGAGCCGCACGUGAAGCAGGAGCUGAUCAAGUGGCUCAUCUCCAUGCAAUUGCAGGAGUACGAGCACCUGUUCUCGGGCGAGCAGGAGGAGGCGUGGGUGUCGCACGUGGAGCGGCGCUACGCGUGGCUCAAGAAGCACCUGCUGCGGUUCGAGGACUCGCUGGCGCAAGCGCUGCCGGCCGCCUGGAGGCUCAGCGAGCGCAUCGCACACCGGUUCUGCAAGAUAACCCGAAAAGCUCUCAGCGAGAUAAUGCAGGCGAGACGAAGCGAAGUCGACGUGAAACUUCUCCUGUACGCGAUACAGAAGACUUACAACUUCGAGCUCUUGCUACACAAGAGAUUCGUCGGUACGGAGCUAGGGGCGGAGGGCGUCGAGGGCGGAGUCAAGCCGUUGGUGUUUGAUGACGAUGACAAAGAGGUCGAAACGGAUGACAACACUGUCAACACGAAAGGCUCCCCGUGGGUGGGUCUGAUAGGAGCCUGCUUCGAGCCCCACCUGUCUCUGUACAUCACGAGUCUGGACACGAACUUGAGAGCCCUCAUGGAUAGAUUCAUACAGGACGCGAAGUCGGCCGACCCGGGCGCGUGCAGCGGCGCGGGCGGCAGCGGCGCCGGCGCCGUCAUGUCCAGUUGUGCCGACCUCUUCCUCUUCUACAAGAAGUGCCUCGCGCAGUGCGCCACGCUCUCCACCGGGGAACCGAUGCGAGAACUGGCGGGCGUGUUCGGCAAGUACCUGCGCGAGUACGCGGGCGGCGUGCUGCAGGCCGCCCUCCCGCGCGCCGCGGCCCCCGCGCUCGCCGUGCCCUCGCUCGUCACCAACCUGCAGGGCCUGCUGAGGGACGACGCGCCCAGGUACACGAGACAAGAGAUAGCCAAGAUCACGAGCGUGAUAACGACGUCCGAGUAUUGUCUCGAAACGACCAUCCACCUCGAACAGAAGCUGAAAGAGAAGAUCUCACCCAAUCUAGCUGAUAAAAUAGACCUCGCGCCAGAACAAGAUCUCUUCCAUAAAAUGAUCAGCAAUUGCAUCCAACUCCUCGUCCAGGAUCUCGAGAUGGCCUGCGAACCAGCCCUCCAAGCUAUGACCAAGAUAUCUUGGCUCCAUUUCGACAACGUUGGUGACCAGAGCUCAUACGUCACUCAAAUCAUCAUGCACCUUAAAAACACAGUUCCAAAUCUUCGAGACAACUUGGCUUCGUCUAGAAAAUAUUUCACCCAGUUCUGUAUAAGAUUUGCAAAUUCCUUCAUACCGAAAUUUAUCCAAAAUAUUUACAAGUGCAAGCCAAUAUCGACCGUAGGUUCUGAGCAAUUAUUGCUAGAUACCCAUAUGCUCAAGACGGCGUUACUGGAGCUGCCCUCGAUCGGCUCCGACGUGAAACGCCAAGCGCCAACGACAUAUACGAAAGUCGUUAUUAAGCUGAUGACGAAGGCUGAAAUGAUUUUGAAGCUGGUGAUGGCACCAUUGGAUGGGAAUCUGGAGGGUUUUGUUGCGCAGUUUGUCCAACUUCUACCAGAGAGUACGUUGGCAGAGUUCCAUAAAGUUCUAGAUAUGAAAGGCGCCAAAAUGUCUAAGACACAGUUGGCCUCCUUGGACGCAUUGUUCAAAGAUAUCACCAAGAACAUGCAUAAUGAUAACAAAUGAAAU
Molecule: messenger RNA, 2443 nt
Organism: Vanessa tameamea
Lineage: Eukaryota; Metazoa; Arthropoda; Insecta; Lepidoptera; Nymphalidae
Gene: Vps53
Product: vacuolar protein sorting-associated protein 53 homolog
Exons: 12
Coding region: 59-2440 (793 amino acids)
Biological process (GO): retrograde transport, endosome to Golgi
Cellular component (GO): GARP complex
Source: RefSeq, a predicted model, not a curated record